Messenger RNA from Rasamsonia emersonii CBS 393.64, 1917 nucleotides. RefSeq lists its product as uncharacterized. The record is from RefSeq and is a predicted model, not a curated record. Gene Ontology annotation, molecular function: transmembrane transporter activity. The transcript is spliced from 5 exons. Bases 1 to 1917 code for a protein of 638 amino acids. Gene Ontology annotation, biological process: transmembrane transport. Lineage: Eukaryota; Fungi; Ascomycota; Eurotiomycetes; Eurotiales; Trichocomaceae. Gene Ontology annotation, cellular component: membrane.
AUGGCCAGCCCUCACCUUAAACCCCCAUCGCAGGGCUCCCCGCCUUCUGUAUACUCUGACGCGGGGGAAACGCCGUCAACGAGCUCGUUCGAGCCUUCAAACCCGCAAUGUACUCCCGAAUCGAGUGGAUCGGAUCGAGGAAGCCCGUCGACACAUCCUGCGACCCUCGACAGGCUACGAACUGACUUCGAUAAGGAGGUGGACGUCGAGGCGGAGGACGAGACACAGGGAUUUAUUUCGAAGCACGACCGGAAAUCUUCAGGUGAUUUUGACGAGGGCUCUGAUUCGGAAUGGGAUUUCAGGAAUGCUCCUCGGUACAGAGCGCCCGGAGCUGGAGCAGACUACACCCGGGAGGAGGAACAACAGGUUGUGAGGAGAUUUGACAGGCGAUUGGUCUUGUUCUUGGCUCUGCUCUAUUUACUUUCCUUCUUGGAUCGCUCAAAUAUUGGUAAUGCAAAGAUUGCUGGGCUUGCGGACGAUCUGCGGCUAUCUUCUUCGCAAUAUGAGUGGCUACUUAGCGCUUUUUAUAUCACCUAUAUUAUCUUCGAGUGGAUGACUUUGAUGUACCGGCUGGUCCCUGCACAUAUCUAUAUUUCGCUCUGCGUGUUUUCGUGGGGCCUGAUUGCAUCUCUGCAGUCCUUAGCCACAUCUUUCUGGCACCUAGCUUUUCUGCGGGCUUUUCUAGGAGUGGCUGAAGCAGCUUUUGGGCCCGGAGUCCCGUUCUAUCUAUCAUUGUUCUACAAGCGGGAGGAGCUGGCCUUCCGGACGGGUCUGUUUAUCUCUGCGGCGCCGCUGGCUACCUCCUUUGCCAGCAGUCUUGCGUGGCUGAUUGUUAAGCUCAGCAGCAAUGGGCCCAUUGCGCCAUGGCGCACACUCUUUCUGGUGGAGGGCUUUCCAAGUGUGGUAGCCGCGGUUUUUGCAUGGAUAUUGAUUCCCGAUUCUCCUGGGAAAGCAAGGUUUCUCACGCCACGUCAACGGAAAGUCGCCAAGUUACGGCUGGAGGGGAGUAAGCUUGAGCGGCAUGAAUCGUCUAAUGAAAAGUUCAAUUGGCGGGCAGUGGGAGAGACGCUCAAGGACCCAAAGGUGUACAUCACAGCUUUAAUGUUCUUCAGUUGCAACGUUGCUUUUAGCUCUAUGCCUGUAUUUCUGCCCACCAUCAUAAAAGACAUGGGAUAUUCCUCUCUGGCCUCACAGGCUCUGUCGGCGCCCCCUUUUCUGCUCUCCUUCGUUGUGGUUUUGAUCACCGCAUCUUUAUCCGAUCGCCAUCGGACCAGGAGUCCUUACCUGAUUGCGCACGCACUGUUGUCCGCAUUCGCCUACCUGGCGAUCGGACUGACCGGCUACUUCCACUCUUACAUGUCAACCACCAUGCACACAGUUAUACGAUAUAUCUGCAUCUACCCUGCCGCUUGUGGCUUCUUCUCAGCCAUCACCAUCAUUAUCACCUGGAGUAUGGAUAACCGCGUCGCUUACGAAGGUAAGGGAACCGGUGUCGCCAUGCUCAACAUCAUUGGUCAGUUCGGCCCCCUCGUUGGAACUAGGCUGUAUCCCGACAGCGACGGGCCGUGGUAUGUGCACGGCAUGGCCGCCUGCUCUUUGUUCAUGAUCCUGGUGGCCGUCCUGGCAUUCACGUUGCGAGUUCUUCUACAGAGAGCGAACUGGCGACAAGCACAAAAAGAGAAUCGGAUGGGUAUAGAGUUGGAAACAGGCGCUGGGGAAGGAGAGGGCUUGAUGGGCAACACCAGCGGAAUGCAGGAUUCCUCCAAGCCGUUGAAGUUCAUGUACAUAAAUCAUCAGCCACGACUGGUGUCUCAUCUUUCAAUCUUGAGGUCUGAAAUUCCUGGAGCCAAGCCAUCCUCUCCAGAUUUCGGGCAGAAUCCCGCUCCCGUCUCCAUGGAUGACAUGCCGAGGCCGUGA